GAGUUUGCAAGCGGGAGACACCAGGGAGCGCUGCUGCGCAGCCUAAAAGGGCCCAGCCAGUUUGUCUACGCCACGGCCCAGCGGACGGUGAACAGGACCAGACUGUCCGGGACCCAAGGUGCUGUGUUCAGUAACGGGCCCGUGAGCCAAGCGGCGAGCGCCAUCAUCCAUCCAGCGGCAGCUGGAUCGGGUCAUGCAUCUGAGCAGCAGCGGCUGUGCCAACAUCGGCCCAUCAAUGCUGCAGGACGAGUCGGCGUUGCAGCAGUCCGUCGAUGAGGACCCGCAGGCCGAGGAAGACGCCCGCGGGCAUUUCCACAGCAUCCAGGUCAUGCUGGGACUGCACCAGCAGCACACGGGCUCCUCUCCACCGCAUCCGCAGCAGCAGCAACAUCAGCUGUGCAGCCAGAGCCUAGUCGACUACGUUCCCGCCACAAGUGUCUCCACAUUGGACCCCAUGGCAACCAGCAUGAGCGGCCUCCUGCCGGGCCUCAUGUCCAUGGCACCGUGCGUCGGGAUGCGAACUCGCGACCUGUCGGGUCCACUGCCAAGCAUGGCUUCCGCGCAGCCAAUGGGCUGCCUCGGUGGCGCCGACGGGAGUUUGCCUGCUCCAGCACCUCGGAAAGAAGUCACCACAUAUUCUGUUGCAGAAACGCAGAAGAACAAAUCGUCCGAGAAAUCCUCGUCUUCGGACGCCGACAAGACGGUGAAAAAGAAGAAGACAAGGACGACGUUCACGGCAUUCCAGCUGGAUGAACUGGAGAGGGCCUUCCAGCGGGCGCCCUACCCAGAUGUCUUCGCCAGGGAAGACCUGGCCCUCAGGCUCAACCUCAGCGAGUCCAGAGUACAGGUGUGGUUUCAAAACCGUCGUGCCAAGUGGAGGAAAAGGGAACCACCUCGAAAGACAAAUUUUCUUCAAGCAGCGGCUGCACAGAGCAUGCAGAAGGGCGGCCACCCCUACGCCACCGCGUCGCCGACACUUCCUCCGCUCAACGCUCCCUUGGACUCGUGGGGUUUCAGCGCGGGAAACCCUUAUGACUUCGGCUUCCAGACGUCAUCGCCCAUGCAGGGUUCGCCCGGGCAGGGUUACGGCGCCGCCACUUUCUCGACCGCGGGACCGCCUCCGGGUUCCAUGGGCGGCAUGGCGGCCAAUCCGAGCUCGUUCUACAGCACCAUGCUGCCCCCUACGCAAGACCAGCUUCUCCCGCAGCUCCAGCCGCCCGUCAGCUCGGCGGCUACGGGCAUCGGGCAGCGACCCUGCGGUGCGCCGUCGCCCGACUCCCACCAGAAGUGUUCGUCGCCCAUGCCUUACGCCUGCUCCUCGAGCCCCGACAACGUCAAGAAGCAGGGCGGCGGCAACGGCAACGGAGGCCUGAUGGGCACCAACGGGCUCCUGGACACCGCCGAUCUGCACCAGAUGGGUGCCAUGCCGCACCUCAUGAUGAAGGGAAAGGACAACUCCCUGUCGCCGCUGCCACCGCUAGACUUCUUCACUUAAAAAUGCGCGCGCUUCGUUUUCGUCGUGCGGGGAGAGAAGCCAGUACAUGCUCGUCCAUUGAGUCUCGAGACCCGUCACAGCGCGCUCCAGUGACCUACUGCAGAGGAAUAUGUUGACGCUACGGUGUAAGUUGUGACUGCCUGCAGGAAAAGAGACUAUGUUGACGCUUCGCAGUGAGUUGUGAUGACGUUUUGGCACAGCUGGCGCGUUGUCCAUUUCCACGUGACUGGUGUCACAGCUUUGUGACAGAAGUGAGGGACACGACUUUCAUAUACAUUCAAGUGCCUAAACGCUAUUCCAAAUAGGAUGUGCUGGAAGACAGUGAACUAUGCGGGUUAGCUUUAGUAAACGAAAACAAGAAAAAAGACACGAGAUCGCGAAUGUGAUGGUUCUCGUGAGCGGUAGGACUGGGGUUCUUGAGUGGGGGCUAUUACGAACCUAGCUAAUUCUUCUUGUGAACCGGCUGUACUAUGUGUACUUUGUCUGUUAGUAGUUACCAGCCUGCUCUCUUUCUUAUGCCCCUUUUUACCUCUUGUAUAUACACAUAUAGUCCAGCUUUUUUAUUUUGUUUGUGUCAUGCCAGAGGUAUUUGAUCUGAAACAUUUUCUUGUCUCUCUUUUUUUUCCCGGCGAGUGAGACUAGCGCUGACUUGGAAAACAGAGAAGUUCUUCGCAGACAGGAGUCGCUCUCCAAUACCGUAUUCUAAACGAUUCAUGCUUAGCAACUCCAUCUACGUGCAAAUGAAGUGCGCUUCAGAUUUAAACGAACCAGAGUAACACUUUGAAGUUGACUGACCUGGUAUAUGUAGUAAACGAUGUGUAACACGUUCUUUCCAGCCUUACAAACACAUUCCUCUGUAACAGAUAACCCCGCUACCCGUAAUUAGUGCGUGUUUAUAAAUAAUGUCUACACUGGAGCGAAAAUAAACAUGCACUUUGCAACACCACCUUUCGCACAUUUAAGCUAAGUGUUCUUAUUGCACCUACGUGUACUUUAUUCAUACUUGUACAGUUCUGAAUUAUGCUGCGGCAUGUGUGGUUCAAUACGUGUAUUGACAAUAAGGCGGGCCCACGUGCAUUUUCUGGUCAAUGCGUGUCUGUGUCGUUUGUGUUGUUUUGCGAGACGAUUGUAACGAAUGGCGAUGUGGCGAUAUGGAGUGGCAUCGCGAGUGUAGCGCCGAGUUCCUGUUUCGUACUCGCAAAUGUACCACAUUCAGUUUUAAUUAGUGUUUUCCGUGGCGCAGUGUGUUGGGCCCCACGUUUGCCUUCGGGGAAGGUCCGCGGUAUUAAUGGUUGAAGCGGAUGCGGAAUCGGCGUGUCACGCUGAACGUGCUGAUUACAUCGCUCAUCACGUAAACAUGAAAGCAUUGUUGAGAUUUACAAGGACAGAUGCAUCGGUAAUUGUGUCCAUGAGACCAAAGAGUGCUCCUGGUAUAUCUUAGCCUAGGUUAGGUUUCGAAAGCUCAUUUACCGGAAGACAAAAAAAAAAUUACACCAUUUCCCGCUAAAGGGGACCAUGAGGCGAUGCGAAGCCGGAGCACUUGCACGAUCGCGUUCCGUUGGCGUUCUUUAGGCAUGCUACCGACCUCGCGUCGUGGAACGCGAAGAGGAACGCUACGCGCGUCUUGUCUUCCCUCUAGCCUGGCCGUUAAUUCUCACAGGGCGAGCGGGGAACGCAGUCGGCAGGCGUGCGAGAGGGGGGCAGCGUAGGAGAGGCAAGAGAGGGGGAGGGGACGCGAAUGCGCUGGUGCUCAUCGCGGCGUUGCGCAGGAGAGAUUUUCGGCAUGUCUAGCCCGCGUUUCAGA
Molecule: messenger RNA, 3299 nt
Organism: Rhipicephalus sanguineus (brown dog tick)
Lineage: Eukaryota; Metazoa; Arthropoda; Arachnida; Ixodida; Ixodidae
Product: homeobox protein orthopedia B
Exons: 7
Coding region: 194-1495 (433 amino acids)
Biological process (GO): regulation of transcription by RNA polymerase II
Molecular function (GO): DNA-binding transcription factor activity, RNA polymerase II-specific; RNA polymerase II transcription regulatory region sequence-specific DNA binding
Source: RefSeq, a predicted model, not a curated record